AUGUAUUUACCAAGCUGCACCUAUCCGUCAAAGUCUGACUUUGGCUCCAUCGCUUCACCGUUUUUAACGAAGAGCGGCGCAGCUCUACUGGACCAUAGCACCGCUUCAGCGAGAAGAGUGCCGGAUUACCGGGACUACUACCACCACGAGCCGCGACAGCAGUAUCCUCCUCCGUGGAAAUGGAGUCUCCACCAGGCGAACCGUCCCAUCACCUCUGCGCCGCCAUCCUGCCUCAGCAUGCCGGGGGAGGCGGUUUUUCACGAGUACCAGGGCUUACCAUCCUCGUCGGAGACGAUAUUCAACACCGGUAAAGACUGCUUUCUUUACGGCGGAGCGGCUAACGGUCCCCGUUUUCACGCUCAGUCGUUUUCCGGAGACCCGCCGCGGGGUUUCCCCGGCAGACACACGGCGUUCAAUCCGGACUCUGGACUUCUCUUCCCGGCAGGGCAAAACAGAGUCCUGCCGCCGGUUUUCGAGCAGUUUCUCGAAUAUGCGGAAGAGGCAGUAGAUCCGAGAGCCCAGAUUAGACCCACAUCUGGGAGCCAACAGCAGAAAGAGACGAAUCCGGCCGAGUGGACGAGCUGUCACACCGGAGAAAGCAGCAAGGUGAGGGACGGGUCAGAGUCACCCCAGGCUGCGAAGGAGGACGAGGAGGAUGCGCCGUUAUCCAGCGGCAGUGCAGGAGACUACAGCCAAGGCCCGACAGAGCCCUGUGUGAGGAGGAGGACGCGUUGUCCUUACUCCAAGCAGCAGAUCAGAGAGCUGGAGAGAGAGUUUCUAUUCAACAUUUACAUCAACAAGGAAAGACGCGUGCAGCUGUCCCGACUUCUGCGCCUGACAGAUCGACAGGUGAAAAUCUGGUUCCAGAACAGAAGAAUGAAAGAGAAGAAAUUGAAAAGAGAGAGACUGCUGUACCACACGAGAUAUCACCUGUUAUGAUGGACGGAUGAGGAAGAAAGAAGUAGGAGUCUUUUUUACAGUGUCAGGCUGCAAACAAUGUCACAGCACUGUAUCAUUCCAACCCUGUAGGCAGGUUAAUAGAGACAAACAUAAAGGUAAAAACAAACAAAUAAAUAGAUAAAAAAAAUAUAGGCUGGUCAUUUUGAAUAUAAGCUACAUACCAACAUGCCAUGUACAUUUUAAUUUCCAAGGCACAAACCCUAUAAUGUGCCUUGGAUAGUUUGAAGGAGACUUGCAGUUUAUAUAUUCUUUCCAUCCAUGCAAUGAGCCCUUUACAAGAUGGAAUAAGCACAGUACAUCUGAAUUAGCCAAAGAGCAUCUGUAUGUGAUCACCACAAAGACCCAGCAGUGCCUCUACUCCAUUGUCUUCAAAUAAAUAGAUACAUCUAGUUCCUAACUGCCAUCGAAGGAGAACCCCAAGGCUCAGUGUUAGCCCCCAUGUUUUUCUUGAGUACAAACAAAUCAUGAGCAGUCAAAAGCACCAACAACUAAUGACUAUUCUUCUGUCUGGCUCCUGAUUUUCUUGACUUUUCAUCAAAGGCAUUCUUGCCUUAUUUGAACCCAACUUCCAUCUGAAGACAUGUGGCUCACUGUGAAGAAAUGAAACCUCUCUGCCUCAUGUCCUAUAAAUACCAUGGAAUGAGCACAUACAUUCUUUAUCCUUUCAAAAAACUAAAUGAACGGAAACAUUAAAUACAGAUGUAGCUCUUUAUAUCCUCGAUGGUGAAGCCUCUUGUGUAGGACUUCACAUUUCUUAGAGUAUUUGAUUGAUUUUUUAUUGUGUGUUUUGAUGUUGACUUGGAUUGCUGACAAUGUAUUGAUACAGGCCCUAUGUGUGUAAAUUAGUUAGUUUCUAUCGAUCUACCAAUCUGUAUUGAUACAGUCACAGUUUUUGGAUUAUAAAUCCUCUUGCUGUCCAUGUGAAAUUGUUUACAAUUAAAGGUAAAUACCAAAUAUCAUAUAAAUCUAAUCAUUAUAGGCAAGCGAAGACAAUAUCAUUUUUUUUUGUGCUAUCUGUGACAUUUGGUAUUGUUACCAUUUUGCUUCUGUGUUUUCAGGCAAAAUACUGUAAAGACUGACUGCAUAAGAAAGCAAUAUGAGUGCAAUCCUAUUGCUUGGUUUACUUGGAUGUGCUUUGUGAUUAAAUAAUGAAUGACAAUCAAUGAGUAUGUUCAUGCCUAUCUUCUACUUUUGUUCCAAG
Perca fluviatilis (European perch) is the source of this 2161-nucleotide messenger RNA. Its product is annotated as homeobox protein Hox-D11b-like. Bases 1 to 939 code for a protein of 312 amino acids. Gene Ontology annotation, molecular function: DNA-binding transcription factor activity, RNA polymerase II-specific; RNA polymerase II cis-regulatory region sequence-specific DNA binding. The transcript has 3 exons. The record is from RefSeq and is a predicted model, not a curated record. NCBI's taxonomy places the organism in Eukaryota, Metazoa, Chordata, Actinopteri, Perciformes, Percidae. Gene Ontology annotation, biological process: anatomical structure development; regulation of transcription by RNA polymerase II. Gene Ontology annotation, cellular component: nucleus.